Melampsora larici-populina 98AG31 is the source of this 363-nucleotide messenger RNA. RefSeq lists its product as uncharacterized. Bases 1 to 363 code for a protein of 120 amino acids. The transcript has 4 exons. NCBI's taxonomy places the organism in Eukaryota, Fungi, Basidiomycota, Pucciniomycetes, Pucciniales, Melampsoraceae. The record is from RefSeq and is a predicted model, not a curated record.
AUGGCUAGAACUAAGAAGUCCGAACAAUCUACUCCACUAACCUUUAAAGAACGCGAAGAACUCAAUAAGUCCGAUAUCAAAAACCGACUAGAGAAAUCAACCGUAGCUAAAUAUACAUCCGGAUACAGAAGAUUCCUCAAGUUCUGCAAGGAACAUCACCAUGCAGGAACAAUUUCCGAUAGUUUUAACCUCCUGACAAUCGAAAAAACCGUGGGCCAGCAGAAAGUGAAGAUCCCAUUCGACCCGUAUAGUCAUGGGACGCGUCAAGAUGACGUCUACCGUAUACCUACUUCACCAAAUGGUGGGAAGCACCACUUUGGAAAAGCUGUUAGUUAUUCUCGUUGGAUAAUAUGCUUACAUUGA